AUGCAGCGUAGUAGGGCGAGUCUAUGCCUAACGGCCCUGCAGCUCUUCGCCUUGGAACGGCGGAAAACGACAAUAUCAUACAAGUACUUCGAGGAUACCUCCAGCUUGCGUGCCGCUUUUAAUCGCCUUGCAGAUGCCGAGAAAGACACGCUAGAGCAACAUGCGGCAGCUCUGCGACAUGAUGUGGCAUUACAACACGUUUGGGAAUACGAGCAAGCCGAUGUCGCCACCAAUAACGUCCAAGUGGAGAAGAAAGAUACCGAAAUAAAUGAAGUCAAUGACACGCUGGAAAAAGAGAACCACAGCAGCGCUGAGCAUUCCUUAUGA
Molecule: messenger RNA, 327 nt
Organism: Trypanosoma rangeli
Lineage: Eukaryota; Euglenozoa; Kinetoplastea; Trypanosomatida; Trypanosomatidae
Exons: 1
Coding region: 1-327 (108 amino acids)
Source: RefSeq, a predicted model, not a curated record